Molecule: messenger RNA, 1781 nt
Organism: Nicotiana attenuata
Lineage: Eukaryota; Viridiplantae; Streptophyta; Magnoliopsida; Solanales; Solanaceae
Product: probable Histone-lysine N-methyltransferase ATXR5
Exons: 6
Coding region: 194-1384 (396 amino acids)
Molecular function (GO): protein binding
Source: RefSeq, a predicted model, not a curated record
GCUUCUCCUUUUUUUACAACACUCUCUGCAACAAAAGAUAAAAAGAAAACAAAGAAGCCUCACAGUGUUUAAAUUAAUCAGAAAAAAUGAAAUUCGAAAUUGAAAAUUAACGACUCUAUCAUUUCUCAUUCCCAAUUCACCCCGAAGAAAUAAUUUAUUUCCAACAGUGUCCCCAUUUCGCCGCUAAUUAUCAAUGGCUCCACCGAGCUCAGCGUCGCCGGUGGCGUUAUCGAGGCCGGUAGCUCAAAGGAAGGUCCGUCCUGCAGCUGACUCAUCGGAGAGCUACCGCCGGCGACGGCGUCCGCGGCCGAGGUUAUCGGUAUCGCCGCCGCCGAAGAAAUUCAGGUCGAUGGAGGAGAUCAUGAGAGUGGCGAAGCGCGUGGAGUUGCCGCCGGAUGACGACAGCGAAGACGACGGCAACGACGGCGAGGAUGUUAUGUGCGAGCAAUGUGGCUCAGGGGAAAGGCCGGAGGAGCUGUUACUCUGUGACAAAUGUAACAAAGGGUUUCAUAUGUUAUGCCUUCGGCCUAUUGUAGUUCGCGUUCCAAUUGGACCCUGGCAUUGUCCUCAUUGCUCGGGUGAUCAAAAUCGCACAAUCAAAAGUUUUUCACAAAAGAAGAUAGUUGAUUUCUUUGGGAUUCAGAAAGGCAGUGAAGUGAUGGUAAAAUGUACAUCUGCUCAAGAUAGCAGAAAACGUCGGAGGCGCUGCUCACUAGUUUUCCACAAGAGACGUAGAAGGAUAUUGCCAUUCACUCCAACAGAAGAUCCUCGCAGGAGGCUAGUUCAAAUGACAUCUCUUGCUUCUGCACUGACAGCUCUCAAUAUGGAAUUCAGCGAUGAGCUCACUUACAUGCCUGAUAUGGCUCCUAGAUCUGCUAACUGUGCUAAGUUUGAAAGCGGUGGAAUGCAGGUUCUCUCAAAAGAAGAUACUGAAACCCUGGAGCAGUGCAGAGCUAUGUGCAAAAGAGGCGAAUGGCCUCCUCUCAUGGUAGUUUUUGAUUCCCGUGAAGGCUAUACUGUAGAAGCUGAUGGGCCUAUAAAGGACCUGACAAUAAUAGCAGAAUACACAGGCGACGUGGAUUAUAUCAGGAAUCGGCAGGAGGACGAUUGUGAUAGCAUGAUGACCCUUCUUUUAGCAAGUGACCCAUCAAGAAGUCUCGUUAUCUGCCCUGAUAAGCGUGGAAACAUUACUCGGUUCAUUAAUGGCAUAAAUAACCAUACACCGGAGGGUAAGAAGAAGCAGAACCUGAAAUGCGUGAGAUACAAUGUAAAUGGUGAAUGCCGUGUUCUUUUGGUAGCGGUUCGUGAUAUUGCUAAGGGAGAGCGGUUGUACUAUGAUUAUAAUGGAUAUGAGCAUGAAUAUCCAACACAUCAUUUUGUUUAAAUUUUACCUUAUGUAGCUUUCCUAGUGAGCCUAGGAUCAGGAGAUUCUUUCUUCUUAAUACCUAUACAACUAGUUCAAGUUAAAGCCUUUUUUCCCCCUUUUCUUUUUCUUGAUUUUCAAGGUGUAGAGCUGAAUGGUGGCCAUUUAGAUGGAGAUAGAUACACCACAGAGGAGAAAAUUGCGGUCAGAGUCCGGAGAGUUUUGGAGAUUUAAGUUGCUAGGUGACAUUGUGACUUUCAGUUAUACAUUGACAUUUGUAGACCUUAAUCUCAUACAAUUGUUUUAAGCACAAAAAUGGCUCAGUUUUACAGAGUUUUAGAGGUAAUUCUUUCUUUUAUUGUCCAUUCUUGACCAUUUUUGGUUAAUGUAAAGGCAUCUUGGAAGGUUACCUUUUGAA